AUGUCUGAAUUGCCUCAAGAUUUUCAAAAGAAAUUGUAUGAAAAAUAUUAUACUGCUUUAAAAGGUGGUUUCUUGAUUUUCAACGGCGAGUCUGCCACCAAGGAAAUUUUGACAGCAGAACUGAAUGGAUCGUCUUACCCAUUCGAAUUGACGGAGCUCCACAGUCUCCAAAAACGUCCAGAAUCUGGUUCCAUCAAUGAUAACCCAUUUGCUAAGCCCGAACCAGAAUUAACUAUUGUACCAUCGCUUCAUGAAGAUUUCCGUGUCGUUUUCAACAAGUUUCCUGUUGUUCCUGCUCAUUUUAUGGUUGUUACGAAGGAGUUCAAAUCCCAAAAUACCCCUCUUUCGCCUUCUGAAUUAGUGGUCACCAUGGAACUAUUGAAGAACUUGAAGGCGAAUGACAAGGAAAAGAAAUGGUUUGCAUUCUACAAUUGUGGUCCAGAAAGUGGCGCUUCUCAGCCACAUAAGCACAUCCAGUUUAUGACGCUUCCAGAGGAAUUUACGCCUUAUGCAGAGUCUUUGGCUAAGACAUCCCCUCAUUUUAUUCCAAAUCAGUUCCAAGAACCAUUGCAGGACCCUAACUUGCCGUAUGCUCAUUUCGUGGCCAGGUUGCCCGAGAAUACACUGGAGCUCACCGAGGACCUCUUGGCUAUGACAUUUGUUUCUUUACUCCAAAGGGCAUGUACAGUUUUAAGAGACAAUGGUUGUGACCAUAUUUCUUACAAUUUUUGCGCCACGACAGAAUACAUGAUGAUCGUUCCAAGAUCCUCAGGCAAAUACAAAGAUAUUUUUGGAAUAAACUCAUGUGGUAUGAUGGGCUUGUUCUUAUGCAAAGAUGCGGAAUUGGUGAACGUUGUGAAGGAGACGGGACCACUCAAUAUCUUGAAGGAGUUGGGGUUUCCAAAUGUACAUGGCCAGGCCAGUACUGAGUAUCAUUACUAG
Clavispora lusitaniae ATCC 42720 is the source of this 942-nucleotide messenger RNA. It is a transcript of the gene APA2, whose product is annotated as bifunctional AP-4-A phosphorylase/ADP sulfurylase. Lineage: Eukaryota; Fungi; Ascomycota; Pichiomycetes; Serinales; Metschnikowiaceae. Gene Ontology annotation, molecular function: ATP binding; ATP:ADP adenylyltransferase activity. The record is from RefSeq and is a predicted model, not a curated record. Gene Ontology annotation, biological process: nucleotide metabolic process.